UCGCCUUAAAACAACAAAAAAUGAAGACUCUCCUAGUGCUCUUACUCUUCAUCUUCCCUGUUCAUGCUGCAAUCCCAAGCAUUCUUGGAAGCAACUUGAUCAACCACACCUGCAAGCAAACACCCUAUUAUGAAGUCUGUGUGAAUUCUCUUAUCUCAAAUCCUCACAGCUCUAGCACUGACGUCAAUGGCCUAGCCAUGAUUAUGGUUUUAACCAUUGAAGCCAAGGCAACAAAUACCCUUAAACGCAUCAACCGCCUACUUCAACACAGCAGCAGUAGCCUCACUCAAAAGGAGCUACAAGGAUUGAGACAUUGUGCUGAUCGUUACAGUGUGAUUAUUAAGGGAGAUGUCCCACAGGCCCUUGCUGCUCUGCGCACUGGUGACUACAAGUUUGCUCAAGAUGGUGCAGAUGAUGCUGCUACUGAGGCCAUUUCUUGUGAAGAGGAAUUCUCCGGCCAAUCGUCGCCGCUGUCUGAUAUGAACUCGUCUGUGCAUGAUGUCUCGGUCGUGGCUUCUUCCAUUGUUCAUAUAAUUCUAAGGAGUUGAGACG
This is a messenger RNA of Manihot esculenta (cassava), 552 nucleotides long. Its product is annotated as cell wall / vacuolar inhibitor of fructosidase 1. Gene Ontology annotation, molecular function: enzyme inhibitor activity. Gene Ontology annotation, biological process: negative regulation of catalytic activity. NCBI's taxonomy places the organism in Eukaryota, Viridiplantae, Streptophyta, Magnoliopsida, Malpighiales, Euphorbiaceae. The coding region runs from base 21 to 548 and encodes 175 amino acids. The record is from RefSeq and is a predicted model, not a curated record. The transcript has a single exon.